Emys orbicularis (European pond turtle) is the source of this 1011-nucleotide messenger RNA. It is a transcript of the gene EFNB3, whose product is annotated as ephrin B3. The record is from RefSeq and is a predicted model, not a curated record. Gene Ontology annotation, cellular component: plasma membrane. Gene Ontology annotation, molecular function: ephrin receptor binding. Lineage: Eukaryota; Metazoa; Chordata; Testudines; Emydidae. Gene Ontology annotation, biological process: axon guidance; ephrin receptor signaling pathway.
AUGGCAUUGAGGACUUCAUUGCUCGGAGUCUCUAUAGGGUUACUGUUUUCCUUGCUGGAACUGUGGGUUAUAUCAGCUGUGAGCCUGGAGCCUAUAUACUGGAAUACAGCAAAUAAAAAGUUCCAGGCGGCGGGCGGCUACGUCCUGUACCCGCAGAUCGGCGACCGGCUGGACCUGAUCUGCCCGCGGUCCCGCCCGCCAGGCCCCUUCUCAGCGGAGGAGUACGAAUAUUACAAGCUGUACUUGGUGCUGGGUGAGCAGGCCCGGGCAUGCGAGAUCCUGCGGGCCCCCAACCUGCUGCUGACGUGCGACCGGCCCGAGCACGACGUGCGAUUCACCAUCAAGUUCCAGGAAUUCAGCCCCAACCUGUGGGGCCACGAAUUCAAGAGCAACCAGGACUACUACAUCAUCACCACAUCGGACGGCACCAAGGAGGGGCUGGAGAACCUGAGGGGUGGCGCCUGCCUGUCAAAGGGGAUGAAAGUCGUCUUGAAAGUGGGGCAGCAUCCCGGCACGGGCUCCAAGUCCCAGAAAUCGGGGCCGGAGACGCCGCCCGAGAAGGAGCGCGGGACGCUGGGCGGGGCAGACACCGGCAGGGAAAGCGGCGCAGGCGCUGGGAACGCGACAGGCCCGGCGGGGGGCGCGAACGGGCCCCUGCCCCAGUCCAACGUGCCCGUGGUGGCCGGGGCGGCGGGAGGCGCCGCCUUCGUGGCCCUGGUGGCAGCGGGCGUGACGGGGGCCGUAUGCUGGCGCCGGCGGCGGGCCAAGCAGAGUGACACCCACCUCCCGCCCCUCUCGCUCAGCAGCCUGACCAGCCCCAAACGGGGCGGUGCCGGCGGGGGGGGGAACAACAACGGGUCGGAGCCCAGCGACAUCAUCAUCCCGCUACGGACGUCGGACGGGACUUUCUGCCCCCACUAUGAGAAAGUGAGCGGGGACUACGGGCACCCUGUCUACAUUGUCCAGGAGAUGCCCCCCCAAAGCCCCGCCAACAUCUACUACAAAGUGUGA